Molecule: messenger RNA, 1200 nt
Organism: Aspergillus saccharolyticus JOP 1030-1
Lineage: Eukaryota; Fungi; Ascomycota; Eurotiomycetes; Eurotiales; Aspergillaceae
Product: WW domain-containing protein
Exons: 2
Coding region: 29-922 (297 amino acids)
Molecular function (GO): protein binding
Source: RefSeq, a predicted model, not a curated record
CGUCAUUAUACUAUCCAGCUCAUCAGUCAUGUCGUUUGCCCCGCCACCGGGCCCUCCAACUCCCUCUGUUCCUGAGGGAUGGAAGGCUCAGUUCGAUGACCAUUAUAAGCAAUGGUUCUUUGUAGAUCUACGAACGGGCCGAUCGCAGUGGGAAUGUCCCGAGGCGCCGCCUCAAGCAGGUACAGAAAUACAUGGCCCACCAAGCGAGCCACCACCGUCCUACGAUGCCUCGGGUCUUGCCAAGUCAUCUGCAUCAGCUGCUGCGCAUGAGAAGAAACCCCUUGAUUCGAUGAACCCGUACAAAUCGCCAGGACCUGGGCAUCAAACUCUAGAUGACGAUGCUCGGCUCGCUGCACGGUUACAGGCAGAGGAGGAUGCGCGAGCUUUUCGCAGAAGCCCGGCACCUGGCGGUACUGCAUCCGAUUACUAUAUUGGCGGUACUCGGAGGCAGGAUGCUGGAUACCAAUCAUCGGAUCCUCAGUCGCAAAACUCUUCUCUAGGACCAGCUCAGCAACGUAGCAGAGGGUUCUUAGGCAAAUUGAAGGAUAAGGUCGCCGGUAAUGGCGGCGCUUCUUAUUCUCGGCCGCAACAACCUGCACCGCAACAUUCCUAUAGCUACUCUCAAGGCGAGUAUAACUAUGGAGGCGGCGGCGGCUACCCUCCGCAACAGGCAGCGUAUGGGUACCCAUCAUAUCCUCCGCAGGGUGGCUAUUAUUCAGCCCAACAACAGCCACAACAGCGACGGCAUGGAAUGGGCACCGCGGGAGCUGCGGCCUUAGGUGUUGGUGGUGGACUUCUAGGUGGUAUGCUGCUCGCGGAUGCUGUGGAAGACAUGUCGCACGAUUACGGACCACCUCCAGGUGAUUAUGGGGAUGAUUACGGGGGCGAUUAUGGUGGUGGUGAUGAUUUCGGUGAUUUCUAGAGCAUUCUACCUUCGCUUGUCACAUUUCUGCUGUAACACUCUCUUUGCGAGCGGGUUAGACCUCUCCCUUAUGUGAAAUGUCGUUAUGAAGGAUCACACAUCGACGAUAAUGAUGCAUAUAUAUUGCCUAUGUCUCAUUCUAGAAGUCCAUCAAAACGAUCCUCUUCUGUUAGUGCAGAUUGUUUGCAGCUGACUUGUAAUUCCACCUCCUAUUUUGGCCCUGUCACACUUACCUCGACAUAGUUUGAUUGGCUUGUACUCUGGGAGAAAUCUACAAU